Molecule: messenger RNA, 1439 nt
Organism: Salpingoeca rosetta
Lineage: Eukaryota; Choanoflagellata; Craspedida; Salpingoecidae
Exons: 12
Coding region: 37-1356 (439 amino acids)
Source: RefSeq, a predicted model, not a curated record
AGCUUUCAGAGCGGACGCCUGCCGGUUCACGUGCUCAUGUCGCUGACUCAGCCAUGCCAGCCAGAUGGUGGCAUGCCACGAAACAUGACGGGCGUUGCCCAGCACCUGAAGCAGGCUGGCUACGCAGCUCACUUUGUCGGCAAGUGGGACGUCGGGAUGGCCACGCCAACACACACGCCCAAGGGAAGAGGAUAUGACACCUCCCUCAACUAUUUUGGCCACGGCAACUGGAUGUGGAAUGAGGAAGAGUGGCAAGGAUCAAAGGACCACGCACAGUACCGCCCACCAUGCAACCCUCCAGAUUGCUUCAAGGACUUUUGGGACACGGACAAGCCUGCGAGCGAUCUGAACGGCACCGCAUAUGAGGAGAUUAUUUUCCGCGAUCGCCUCAACGAAAUCCUGCACAGCCACAACCCAGACCAGCCCCUCUUCCUCACAUACGCAUCAAAGGUUGCGCACUAUCCGCUCCAAGCGCCUCUGGAUUACCAGAAGAAGUUUGACUUCAUCGAAACGCCAAACAGACGCGUGUAUCACGCCAUGGUUAACUUCCUUGACGACAACCUAGCGAACAUCACGGCGCUGCUCAAGGCAAAGGGCAUGUGGGAGAACACGCUAAUGGUGCUCACCAGCGACAACGGCGGAUAUGUCAACCCCCUCCACGGCGACUGUGACCUGAGUGAUCCGUCGCGCGGGUACAUGUGCUACAACGGCGAGGCCGGCGCCAACAACUACCCGCUCAGGGGCGGGAAAUAUUCGUUCUUCGAGGGCGGCAUCCGUGCGAACGCAUUUGUGUCGGGCGGAUUCGUGCCGAAACACCUGCGCGGAACGAUAAACGAUGGCAUUGUGCACAUUGCAGAUUGGUACGCGACGUUUGCGGCGCUGGCUGGCGUUGAUCCAACGGACCACAAGGCGGCCGCGUCCAACCUCCCGCCCAUCGAUUCGCUCAACAUGUGGCCGUUCCUGAGCGGCGCUGCUGGCUCAUCCCCACGCGACACCGUCCUCGUCUCCCGCGAGUGCCUCGUCCACAAGGAGUGGAAGCUGCUGACAAAGGAGCAGCACUAUGCCAACUGGGGCGGUCCGCAGUAUCCAAACGCAUCCACCGCUCACGACUCCAUCGCAAACUACAAGAUAAACUGCACUGGGGGCUGCCUGUUCAACUUGACGGCGGAUAUGGAGGAGCGACACGACGUGGCUGCCGCGUUUCCGUCCGUUCUCGACUUUCUCAUGGACCUCAAGAACAACCUCACAAAGACCAUCUUUCCCCGACACCCAGGGCGGGCUGAUCCUGCGUGUGCCGCCGCCGCCGAGCAUCGAUACGGCGGCUUCUAUGGACCGUGGCUUGAGCUCGAUGACUGACGCCAUGCACACACACACACGCACACGUUCAUGUUAUUUGUUUUCUAUUGUUCCGCUGCUCUGCUUGCCGCUGUGUACCCCUA